Molecule: messenger RNA, 4513 nt
Organism: Nasonia vitripennis (jewel wasp)
Lineage: Eukaryota; Metazoa; Arthropoda; Insecta; Hymenoptera; Pteromalidae
Product: protein ecdysoneless
Exons: 6
Coding region: 181-2028 (615 amino acids)
Cellular component (GO): nucleus
Source: RefSeq, a predicted model, not a curated record
AUUGGCAACUGGCAAGCCAGCGGCGCAUCGAUCGCGCGUUUAAAGUUUAGGUUAUGUUCCGCUUGGAUGAUAGAUCCUGCUCCGUUUGCUCCUGAAAAAUGACAAAUACGCGGAUGUCCUAACUACUAAAGACCGCAGUGCAUCAAAUCGUAAUUCGGAAUUAACCGCACAAGUGCCAGAAUGACGACGAUGCAGCCGAAAAGGCCGAGAGAGGACGAUGUCCUCGAGUGCUUCCUCUACCCGAGGUUCUGCUACUCCCUCAAUCCGGAACAGGUCACCGACGAGAUGCUCGUAGAGGAGAUCGACAAGUACAAUCGUGAAGUGGAACCCUUUGUCAAGGACUACCUCUGGCACAGGGAUGGCCUGACCUUCCGACCCAGAACCAAGCAGGCCCUCCAGUUCGAUAGCCUUAUUGAGGGCUCGUCUAGAGCGACUGAUUUUGACCUACUGCCACACAUACACAUUCUACUGAGAUUUGACGAGGAUAUAGGAGAUGAGUGGUUUGUUGUCUUCCUGGUUAUGAAUCUCACCAAAAAGUACGAAGGUCUUAUUGCCAGAAUGGUUGACUCGGAUGGUGAAUUUCUUCUUAUUGAAGCAGCUGAAGAGCUGCCUGUCUGGGCCACCCCCGAGACAUGUCAGAACCGUGUUUUUAUUAUGAACGGUGCCGUGCACGUUGUUCAGGAUAAGCAAAAGAUCUGUAUCAACAUUCUGAAUAGUGUUUAUCAGCGUUCGCAUAUAUUUAAGAUGUCAGAUAAGGUUCAAACAGUCAUUCAGAAGAGAAUUAGUAUAUAUCCAGAAGAGACAGAGAGGAGAAAGCACAAAGCAAGAGCUUACUUGCCUGAAAAAGCUGCUUAUAUUCUCAGAAGAGAACCCAGGCUAAUUGCAUCAGCAGUGAGAACAGUGUGCCAUUCUGAUCCUUUGGAAAGAAAAGUCUGUCGUGCCAUGCGUUAUUUUCCUCCUGAGCAGCGAGUUAUAACUAAUGUAAAAAUGACCAAGUGCUUGUAUGCAAUGGCGAUGCACUGCAGAUACACGGGUGACCCGCGUACGGGCUGGAAUUUACCACCGGCCAGCAACCCGAAAUACAAUGCCUACCUUUUGGGUAUCAAGAUAGCUUGCGGCCUGGAGAUGCUGAUGUCGCAAGCGCACGAACAACGACGACGUCGUGUCAAAAGCAACGAAUCCGGAGACAAUAGCGGCGCCGUUAACGAGGUCGCCUGGACAGCUUUCCUCAAGCGCCUCGAGGCCAGUGGUUACUUCAAGGAACUGCUUCAAGGUAGUCAAGAGCGAGAAGAACUGCUGCGCAAUGCCAGGAGUUACUACGAGCAGCAUAUCAGCAUCAGCGAGGCUAAUAGAAGAAACGAGGGUAGCGAGGCUGACAGCUUGCUGGAGGUUUACAACGAUGUACAGAGUAAUGAUGUUGAAAUGGAAGCAAAAGAGGUAUGCACACUGAGUCCAGAAGACAGUGACGGCUGGCUAAACGUCGAUCCAGCUCAGCUCGAAGUAAUGCUCGGACAGCAGUUUGGAAUUGCUGGAAAAGGGGGUGAACAGCCAAUGGGUCUUCAAGAAAAAGUCAAUGCUUUUAUUAAUCAGAAGAGCGGAAUAGAAGGGGUUCAGUUUUUUGGUGACAAAGAAACUGAACCAAGGAAUGACAUUGAGGACAAUGGUCGAGUAGACUUCGAUCCUGACGUCUUUGACACCGCUCUUCGAGAUAUCCUCGAUCUCGUGGUACCCGGCGGGGACGGUGAGUUCGACGGCAGCUCGGAGGGUUCUCUGGGCGGCGACGAGGAGGAUCAAGGUGGAGAACUUGAUAAGUACAUGCGGCUGCUUGACUCACAGCUUCAGCAGCAGAUGAUCAGCGGUAGCAAUGAUGAUUCUGAGAAGGGUGAGGAGGUUGAAGCGAAUCUUCUUGGCAGUAUCCAAGAGGAGGCUGGAGGCUCCGGACCUCUUGGAAAUAUCCUUGGAGGACCUGUAGAAAGGCUCAAGCAUAUCAAAUCGAGCGAGACAGCGUCGAAAGAAACGAAGAAAUAAGCCAGGAAGAUAGUAUCUUUUUGUGAUUUUUUUAGAAGGCUCAGAAGCGUAUGGAUUUCCCUAACUGGCGUGUGGAAAAUUCCACACACUUUGAUUAGCUUUCUAAAAGAAAAUAAAGCAAUUAAAUCUGUGGAUAUUAAUACCAAAAUACAAUCUUGUGGUAGGAAUCGCGUAUCUAAUUCUAGUUUGAAGGUUUAAUUGAAAAAAAAGAACAUAAUUCGAAGUCUCGAAAAGUGUUUUACAUAUUGAUUAUGAUGAUUAAAGAAUCAUAAAGAAAAUAUGAUUUAAACUUUCUUGCGCAACGAAUGCCUUAACGAUUUUUUAAAUCAAUUUAACUUUCAAACUGAGAAGGUUACUUUAAUCAUUUUGUGCAAGGUUUAAGUUUUGCUAAAUUGUUAUUCUAUGAGAAAUAAAUGUUUUAUUAUGCAUAAGUAUGACAAGCCUUUACAAUAACAAGUUUAUACGAAUGCAGUGAUUUAUAUGAAAUGCUUAUUUUUCAUCCGUCGAUUAAUUUGCAAAACGUCUUAUAAAAAAAUGAUUAAAGUUACCAUUGAUAUCAAUGGGUACUUUGAAUGGCCCACGUCUAUAAAUAAUUAAUUAUACAGUAAAAAUAUAAGCUAUCUAUUAAGUUUUGUAUUAUAAACUAUAUUUCGAAACAAAACUUGAAGCAAUUUAAAAUUGCUUUAAUCCGCUUUUGUAUUACAUAUCUAUAAGAAAAAACAUUCGUCAUAUGUUGUUAGAAAAAAUGUUCAUAAACAAAAAGUGGUUAUAAAAAUUUUAAUAUUGACGACAGAUUAAAAAUGAAAUCACUAAAAUCUUAGCUCUUAUUUUUGUGAAUAAUAAAUUAAAAAAUGUUGAUUUUCCAACAUUUGUGUUUACAAAAGUAAAAUACACAAAACGUAAACAUCCCCGUUUCAAAUUAUUUGUAUUCCAAUACUUUCAUUUAUUCUAUGUGAUAAAGCCUUAUAAAAUGGUUCUAGUUUAAUGAACCACACUCGCAUUUAUAAUUUUCCAGACUAUAGUUAGUUAUUGUCUUAAUAUACAUAUGUAAUCAAUGGUCUACCUCGAAAAUAAUCAAUCACAAAACCGUUCAACAUCCGGCAUGAGAACAACAUAUUUAGAACUCAAAUAAUAUAUGGUUUAUGCAAGGACCAUCUGAUUGUUUUGCUUACUUGAAUGUGAAAACAUAUCAACCUUUUAAUAGAAGAGACUUUAUAAGACUAUUUUGCUGUUAUAGUUGCCAUAAUAGAUUAAAGCAAUUAUGGAAUUUUCGUUAUAGGAAUAUUGUACUGCCUGUACAAAUUAGAUUAGCUUUGAGAACAUAGGAGCAUAGUUGCAGAAUAUUCUAUUUUACAUUAUAAUAUGGGUUUUUCCAAGGAUAAAAUUUUCAAAUAUAGAAAUAAAAUUUUAACGACAAUGAAAACGAGACAAUGGUUAUUACAUUAAAUAUUCAAUGCUUCCAGGCUAAGAAAACACUCAAACUUGUUAUUUUUUAACAAAAAUGAAAGAGAACGAAAUAUCUUCAACGCUCGCUCGAAAAUUAAAAAAGAAAAAGGACAUCUCAUUACAAUACAUACACCAGAAUAGUUUAGAAGCUUUUUCGCGAAUUUUAAACCUCAAACAUAUUCACAUAAUCGUGUUUAUCGCAUUUUUCAUCUCUUGGCUAAUCUGUGAUAGACUUGACAUUAAUCUGCUGCUCGAUUUAAAUCGAAUCUUACUUAUGCGUACGUAAUAUCGUGACAAAAAUUUGCAUAAUCACGUAUAAUUAUGAAAACUCGCGUGCGAUAUGAAUAUAAUAGAAAACUUUGAAACAAGGGCGUGCAAAAAUUCAUAAUUACUAGAGAUUAACCAAAUUUUUCUCCCGGAACAAUAUACAACUUACUCGUUUUUAUUAAAAAAAAAAAUCGCUUCAACGUUCAAUUUUUGUAAACACUAAGCGCAAUUCAGAGAAAAUAAAAUUACGAAUAUACAACAUUUUCUUUUUUCAAGUCUGAACCGUUACGUAAUAAAGCGCUAAGAUGCAAAAUAGAGUAAAAUUCUUUGACAGAUAUAACGCAUGCCCUGCGAUCAAAUAGUUAUUUCGUGCACCUGCGGUAGUUGGAAAAAAAUAAUUAAGGAAGGCUUUUUUUUACAAAAUAUGCAAGCUUUCAAGCUUGAACCUGUUUGGUGCUUAAUCUUACUUUAUGCGUUGUCUAUACUUCUGUAUUUACAAUAUAUUUACAUUUAAACUUAAUAUUUAAAUUAUUAAGUUUAAAUAGUGCUUAAUUUCAUCACAGCCAGUUUUAUGAUAUUUUAGUUGUAAGUACAUAUGUAUGUAUUUGAUUUGCGGAUAUAGAACGCUUUGUUUUGUUAAAAUACAAAACAAUACGCUGAAUUUCCAACUAGUAUGUAUUUUUUUUACACUUUCGGCGAGAAUAAUGUUUUCAUUGAAUGAAACUUGUAUUACAUUAUUGAUAAAUAAAAAUUAUAUCCAAAAAUGUUGAAA